AUGGUUAUUGAUGCUGCGGGUCCAGAAGUAGUGUUCACGGAGAAGGAGCCGAAUAAUGAAGCUAAGAAUUUUUAUGAUAUGAUGCGUGCGGCCGAAAAACCUGUAUGCCCCGGUAAUAGCAAACAUUCACCCUUGUCUGCAGCUGCUAAAAUGUUGGACAUCAAAUGUCGACAUAGUGGGUCAGUAGCUUUAGUAGAUGAUGUGACCGAAUUUAUACAAGAGCUGCUCCCAGAGGACAACAAGAUGCCAAAGAACUUUGCUGAAAUAAAGAAGAUAGUCAGAGGUCUUGGGUUGCCGGUUGAAGUUAUCGAUUGCUGUUUCCGCAACUGCAUGAUUUAUUGGGGGUCAGACGCGGAGUUAACGCGAUGCAAAAUUUGCGAUCACGAACGGUGGAAACCGCCCCCUAAAGGAAAUUCUGUGAAAAGACGAGUUAACGUCCCUUAUAGGAAAAUGUUUUAUUUUCCUAUAACUCUGAGACUGCAGAGUGAAUUGCAUACAGAGUUUGCGGCAGAAGUUCGAAAUAUCAGACUGGGCCUGUGUACUAUUCGGUUUCAGCUAUUUGGGGCCUUCGGGCAGAAUUAUUCAUCAUGGCCUGUAAUUUUGACACCAUACAAUCUUCCCCCAGGGAUGUGUAUGAAAGAUGAGUUCAUGUUUUUAACUGUUAUUCUCCCUGGGCCUCGAAAUCCUAAACACCAAAUGGAUAUUUUCCUGCAGCCGUUGAUAGCUGAGCUGAACCAACUGUGGGAAUUCGGAGUGCAGACAUUCGACGUUCAAAGGCGACAGAAUUUCCAAAUGAAAGCGGCACUUAUGUGGACAAUUAAUGAUUUUCCUGCUUAUUCGAUGUUGUCUGGCUGGAGCACAUCUGGGAGACUGGCUUGCCCACACUGCAUGGAAAAUACGGAUGCUUUUACGCUUAAAGGGAGUAGAAAACAGUCGUGGUUUGACUGUCACAGAAAGUUCUUUCCUCGUGGUCACCCGUACCGUCGUAAUACAACUCAUUUCCGAAAAGGAAAAACCGUAAACAAUAGUUUCGGACAGCCGAAAACCGGAGAAGAAUUGUUUGCAGAGGUGGACAGUCUGGGAUUUAUGAAGGCAUAUGAAAUUGGGGCUGAGAAAAAUAAUGCUGCGAAGUCGGAAAAUUAUGGUUGGAAUAAAAAAAACCAUGCAAAAUCGAGAGAAGAGUUGAAUGACAUAUGUGCUCGGCCUGAGUUAGCAAAAGAUCCGGUUACUAGGAGAUUUCCUAAGGCAAUGUAUGCUUUGGACAGGGACGGAAAAAAGGCUUUGCUCGAGUGGAUUAAGUUAAUAAAAUUUCCAGAUGGCUAUGCGUCCAACUUGUCCAGAUGUGUCGAUACAAUCGGUAUGAAAAUGCAUGGAAUGAAAAGUCACGACUGCCACAUUUUUAUGCAAAGACUUCUGCCAAUCGCUCUCCGUGAGCUAUUACCAAAGGAAGUGUGGGAGCCUAUAACAGAGUUGAGUAUCUUCUUUCGUGAGUUAACCUCCACGUCUCUAACAGAGAAAGAUCUAGAUCGUAUGAGGCUGGAAAUCCCAAAGAUAUUGUGUAAGCUGGAACGUAUUUUUCCUCCCAGCUUUUUUGACUCUAUGGAACAUCUACCCGUACGUCUACCGUACGAAGCUAUGAUGGCAGGGCCGGUUCAGUAUCGGUGGAUUAUAUUAACAUGUAAUGUUUACUUACUGUGGCGUAUGUGGAAUCAGAUAUUUGAGAAAACUGAAAAAAAACGGCUGCAAAGAAAUGAAGUUUGUGACAUUGAAGUCGACGACGAUGUUGAGAGACUAUCUAUUUUCAAGCCGCAAGGGCAAUCAGUGGGUGCUUGCCGCAAGAGAUAUCUUGAAGAUGCUGAGAUUGUUGCUGCCCGGACAUAUGUUCUAUUGAAUUGUUCAGAAAUUGAAAAUUACAGAGAGGUUUUCGAAGGCGAGUUGCGUAGAGGAAACCCUGAAAUCAGCACCUCGCAAAUUGAAGCAAAGUUCGAGAGUGACUUUGCCUGCUGGUUUCAACAAUAUGUGCAAGAUCCAACUGUCUGUACCAAUCCCUUCAUUCUUAGUCUCGCUAAAGGACCUCUUAGAUCAGUCAGAACAUUUAAGGGGUACCGUGUAAACGGGUUCAAGUUUCAGACUCAAGCUUAUGGGGAGGAACAACUUACAAUGAAUAGUGGAGUCUGCGUAAGGGGAACUCAAUAUGUCGAUAGCGAAAAUGACUUUUAUGGAUUUCUGACAGACAUAAUUGAGUUAGAGUAUCCAGCGCUUCCAAUGAAAACGAAUGUCUUAUUUAAAUGCGAAUGGUUCGACCCAGCGCAAAAUUCAGGCACAAUUAGUAACAAAAAAUACAACAUGGUGGAUAUUAAUAACAGAAAGAGAUACAACAAGUAUGAACCGUUCAUCUUAGCUGAACAGGCCGACCAAGUUCAUUACCUGCCAUAUCCGAGUAAAAGAAGGGAUAAAAUAAAUUGGUGGGCAGUUUGCAGGAUAAAGGCACGAUCAGAGCUUGACAUGCCCGAGGGGAUUAUCCCGGCCUUUCAAGAUGACAUAGAAGAAAAUCCUCUCAUUGUUGCAAUAGAAGACAAUCCAACAUAUUUGGCUGAUCAAACUGGAGAAGCUGAGGAAGAUGCGUUGUUCAUGCCUCCUGAACAAGAAACAGAAGAUGAGUUCAUCGCAUCCUCAUCAGACGAAGAUGAAAGCGAAGAACUUAAGUAG
This is a messenger RNA of Mercurialis annua (annual mercury), 2709 nucleotides long. RefSeq lists its product as uncharacterized. The transcript has 7 exons. NCBI's taxonomy places the organism in Eukaryota, Viridiplantae, Streptophyta, Magnoliopsida, Malpighiales, Euphorbiaceae. The coding region runs from base 1 to 2709 and encodes 902 amino acids. The record is from RefSeq and is a predicted model, not a curated record.